UAAAAAUAUGCAAUAACUUGAUUCAACAGUUAAAUGGUUCAACAAGACUGAAGGUAGAGAUAAAAUAUGCAAAGUAAUGCAAUAUGGAUCCAGAUUUUUAAUGUGGCAUCUUAAAACUAACAGAGGAAAUGAACAAUUGUCGAAUCAAUUUAAGAAUUUAUUUUGUACUUAAUUUAUUAUAUGAUAAAUAGAAAGCACAAGAGAUGCCAGAAAAUUAUUUAGAUUAGCUAAAUCUUUAAAUGAAUUACAAACUAUAAUUGAUAGAGUGGCAUAAAAUUGCAAAAAUCCUUAAGAAUAGGUUGCUCGUGCAUUAAAUAUAUUAACAAGAGUAUGGUUUUUAUUAUAUUGGUAAUCAGCUUUUUUAAUUAUAGGUUAUAUGAUAAUUUGAGUGUAUUAUCAUCUAUCAAAUUCACUACGAGUGAUCCAAAACCAUUACAAAAAAAAGCAAUGACAUUUUGGUUUAUUGGAAUUAUCACAAACUUAGUUGAUACUAUAAGAUAAUUAGUUGUCAACUUUCAAUUUAUCUAACAAAAUAAAAAUAAUCAGGGAGCUUAAUAAUAAAUUGCUAAUAGAAAAAUCCAAAAUACUAGUCUUUAUUUAAAUUUGAUAAAGAUAUUUGGAGAUUUAAUGCCAGCAGGUUAAGGUUCAGAGUUUUUCCCAAAAGUAUUAAAAAUCAAUCUUAACGAUGGAGUUAUUGGCUUAGGAGGUUUAGUAUCAGGUGCUAUAGCUGCUUAUUAGGCAUAUUGAUUAUUAUUCAAGAUUCAAUAUUAUAAAGUAAAAUAAU
Molecule: messenger RNA, 784 nt
Organism: Paramecium sonneborni
Lineage: Eukaryota; Ciliophora; Oligohymenophorea; Peniculida; Parameciidae
Source: the annotation of a GenBank genome assembly